AAAUUAAAAUCAAAAUACAUAUCACCAAGGUUGAUAGUGACAACCGUUGUGAAAGUCAUUACAUUUUAUCACGGUUUUUUAAAACAACUAUGGUGAAAUUGUUUACUUAUUUACAAUAUAAGCGAAUUAGAUCUCUCUUCUUGACAGUAUCGCUAUAUCUAUCACAGCAAAACACUAGCACACAUUUUCUCUCAUCUUUGUCAUUAUCUCUCGCUUCAUACAUAAAGAUCCUUCUCUCAUCUUGAAUAGUGGGAGCAACAAACUUAUCCACAAGAUUCAGGUUACAAAAGUGUUUAUUGAUAUGGUGGAGUUAUGGUUGAACAAAGCCAAGAAAGUUGAAUUUGUUAGGGAACACAUUAUUGUUGUUGAACCUUUUGGUGGAACGAGCUAUAAGAAGAUUCAUUUCAAGAAUCUUAAUCCUGAAAAUAUGAAGAAGUACAAGAAGUAUGAAUCAAUUUUGGAAGCUUCAUCCGCCUUGUACUUUUUCUUCAUGGCAACACAAAGUAGAUCAACUUCAGAUUAUUCCACAAAUCUUUUCAAUAAAAGCUCCUCAUGUUGUUCUUUCUAGAGGAAUUAAAAGAAGUGAAGAAAUAACAUUAUUUGAUCAAAAUUACAAGGUUACAUGGGGUGCCAAUCAUGUUAUAAACCAAGGAAAAGAAAUUCAACUCACAAUGGAUAACUCUUCAGGAUCAGGCUUUGCAUCUAAAAUAAAUUAUGGUUCUGGAUUUUUUCAUAUGAAGAUCAAAGUACCAGGUAGAAACUCUGCAGGUGUUGUCACAGCUUAUUAUCUAAUGUCAGAAGGAAAUAAUCACGACGAAUUAGACUUUGAAUUUUUGGGCAAUAGUGAAGGGAAAUCAUAUUCAUUACAGACCAAUGUAUGGACAAAUGGUGAAGGGGGUAGAGAACAAAGAAUUCAACUUUGGUUUGAUCCCACAUCUAAUUUCUAUGAGUACAAAAUUCUUUGGAAUCAACAUCAAAUUGUAUUUUAUGUGGACAAUAUCCCUAUAAGGAUAUACAAGAACAAUAACAAUAUUGGAGUUGGGUACCCAACAAAAGCUAUGCAAAUACAAGCAAGUUUGUGGAAUGGUGAAAAUUGGGCAACAGAUGGAGGUCAAACAAAAAUAAAUUGGACAUAUGCACCUUUCAAAGCAAAUUUUCAAGGAUUUGAUGUUAGUGGAUGUGAAAGUCAAACCCUAAUUGAUCCAAAUUGUGUUUCUGAUCAUUUUUGGUGGAACAACAAAAGUUUUUGGCAAUUGGAUUCUACAUCACAGAAACAAUAUGAAAAUGUAAAGAUAAAAUAUGUAACAUAUGAUUAUUGUAAAGAUAGAGAAAGGUAUCCUACAUCUCCUAUAGAGUGCUUACAUUGAAAGAAUAUUCAUACAUCAUUGUAAACAUGAACUAUAUAAGGAUAUGGUCGUGAAUCUCAAUGCCACAUGUUGGAAAUGUUCUAGAUAUAUAGAGGUAAAUAGUUAUUGUUGAACUUGUAAAUAAUCAUCUGCUCUUUUGUA
Molecule: messenger RNA, 1508 nt
Organism: Lathyrus oleraceus (garden pea)
Lineage: Eukaryota; Viridiplantae; Streptophyta; Magnoliopsida; Fabales; Fabaceae
Product: xyloglucan endotransglucosylase/hydrolase protein 2
Exons: 7
Coding region: 447-1367 (306 amino acids)
Biological process (GO): xyloglucan metabolic process; cell wall biogenesis
Cellular component (GO): cell wall; apoplast
Molecular function (GO): hydrolase activity, hydrolyzing O-glycosyl compounds; xyloglucan:xyloglucosyl transferase activity
Source: RefSeq, a predicted model, not a curated record